UUUUUUUUCCCUUUCUUUUCAUGCAUUCCUUUUGUUUCAUUCUCUGAAAACCCUAAGGGUUCCAGAGAACACAGAGAAAAAACAAGCUCAAUCUUUCAUCAAACAAGAGGAAAACAAAAACAUAUUUUCAUAUAAUAAAAUAAAAUUAAAAUAAGGCAGCAAAAAUGCUUCUACGAAGCUCAUCGACACCCAUCCUGUGCGUUCCUCAUGGCUCGGCGGUGGCCGAGUCGGGUCACCGGUCGAAGCCGAUUACCGUGACGGCUUCGUCACACAAUAUGAUGCAAAGAACACCCUCGGAUGGUAACAUGAGGCAAACUUCUAUCCCCAAGAAGCAUAGUCCACUUAGUAGUACUCGUUCUCUAGGGGCUCAUGAUUCGUUUAAGGAAGAAGGGACUGAUAGUAUCAGCUCACCGACGUUGUCGCUGGCCGGCGGCGAUGUCGGUAGCAAAGGUGGUGCAGCUCAGGGGUUUGGAGAUUACGGUGAAGGGAAACAGUGGUUGAUGAUUAUUACCAAAAUAUGAUCGAAACUUACCCCGGAGAGACCAUUCUUCUUGCAAACUAUGCUAAAUUCUUGAAAGAGGUUCGAGGUGAUCUAUUGAAAGCCGAAGAAUAUUGUAAGAGAGCAGUUUUGGUGAAACCAGAUGAUGGGGAAGUUUUAUCAAUGUAUGGAGAUUUGAUAUGGACUAACCAUAGAGAUGAAACUAGGGCUCAAUCUUACUUUGAUCGAGCUCUCAAAGCUUCUCCUAACGAUUGCCAUGUCAUUGCAUCUUAUGCUUGGUAUCUAUGGAACGCUGAAGAAGAAGAAGAGGAAGUGAAAGGGGAAGAGCAUCAAAUCAAUGGUGCUAAUUCUUGCACACCGCAGCAACCUCACGGCCGAUUCCCCCAUAGCCCCCCUUGUAAUUUCACCACGGCUGCCUGUUGAUUUCACAUUUUCUUCGAAAUAUCGGUUUCUCCCAUCAUGGAGAAAAAUCUGUUAAUACAAGUAUAAUAUAUAUAU
Hibiscus syriacus is the source of this 997-nucleotide messenger RNA. RefSeq lists its product as uncharacterized. The coding region runs from base 518 to 922 and encodes 134 amino acids. The record is from RefSeq and is a predicted model, not a curated record. NCBI's taxonomy places the organism in Eukaryota, Viridiplantae, Streptophyta, Magnoliopsida, Malvales, Malvaceae. The transcript has 3 exons. Gene Ontology annotation, molecular function: protein binding.